Molecule: messenger RNA, 792 nt
Organism: Pteronotus mesoamericanus
Lineage: Eukaryota; Metazoa; Chordata; Mammalia; Chiroptera; Mormoopidae
Gene: LRRC3C
Product: leucine rich repeat containing 3C
Exons: 2
Coding region: 1-792 (263 amino acids)
Molecular function (GO): protein binding
Source: RefSeq, a predicted model, not a curated record
AUGACAGGGCUAUGCCAAUCCGCAGCCAUGUUCCCACGAACCAGUCACCUCUUGUCCCUGUUGCUACUGAUGGGCACAGGGGGCACCAUGCCCAGCCCCCGGGCACCUCCCCAGGGCUGCUACAUGGCAGAGGAAGCUGGUGAGAGGACGUUCCGCUGCAGCCAGGCAGGCCUGAGCGCCGUGCCCCCCGGCAUCCCCAACGACACCCGCAAGCUCUACCUGGAUGCCAAUCGGCUGGCGUCCGUGCCAGCUGGUGCCUUCCAGCACCUGCCUGUUCUGGAGGAGCUGGAUCUGUCUCAUAAUGUCCUUGCCCACCUCUCAGGAGCUGCUUUCCAGGGCCUGGCGGGCACACUGCGGCACCUCGACCUCUCUGCCAACCAGCUGGCUUCAGUGCCCGUGGAGGCCUUCGUGGGGCUGCAGAUCCAAGUGAACCUGUCUGCCAACCCGUGGCACUGCGACUGUGCCCUCCAGGAGGUUCUCAGACAGGUGAGGCUGGCACCGGGCACUGGGACAGGCAUUGUGUGUGGCCCAGGAGCCCGACCAGACCUCGUGGGGCAGGAGUUUCUGCCGCUGGCAGGGGAGGAAGAGCUGUGUGGGACGGGGCGGGGCGGGGCCCGACGGAGCACAGACGUGGCGCUGCUGGUCACCAUGGGGGGUUGGCUGGCACUGGUGGUGGCCUAUCUGGUCCACUAUGUGUGGCAGAAUCGGGAUGAGAGCCGACGUCCCCUCAAGAGGUCCCCCAUGCCACCAGUGCGCUCGGAGGACUCCUCCACCCUCAGCACCAUGGUCUGA